Molecule: messenger RNA, 3043 nt
Organism: Vidua macroura (Pin-tailed whydah)
Lineage: Eukaryota; Metazoa; Chordata; Aves; Passeriformes; Viduidae
Product: coiled-coil domain-containing protein 171-like
Exons: 19
Coding region: 119-3043 (974 amino acids)
Source: RefSeq, a predicted model, not a curated record
UGGAAUUCCUGCGGCGGUGCCGGCUCGUCAUGCUGGAGGAGGAGCGCCGUCGGGACAGCUCCAAAAAUCCGCUGCAGACUCUCCGUUUAUAGACUUAAAAAACCACAGUUUGGACACCAUGAGUUCACCCCCUUCAGACAACAUCACUUCCAGGGAAGCUAAUCGCUCAGAUAAUGAUAUAGAAGAGUUCCAGUUGUCUCAGGAUAGAAAUCAACUAGAAAUGGACACUGUUGAAGAUCUGAGAAGAAAACUCCAUAGGCUGGAGAAAAGAAAUUUGGAAUUACACAAUCAACGCAAUCAAGAGAUAUCUCACUAUGAAAAAGAAAUAGUGAAAUUAAGGUUGAAACUUGAGAGAGGAGAAGCUCUUCAUCAACAUCUGGAGAAUGAAAUGUCAUUAGCUAGAAAAGAGGCUCAUAUACAGAUGCAUUCUGCAGAGGAAAAGCUGUGGGAUGUAAAAAGCAAAGUUUUGGAACUUCAAGUACUCAAUGACGAAUACCAGCAGAAAGCAGCAGAGACUGAGAAAAUUGUUCGAAGUGCUCAGAGGCAGUGGGAAGAGGAGAAACAAAGAUUUGCAGUGGAGAGGGAAAACAUCCACAGAGUACACCUUGCUGAACUGGAAUUCCUUUUCAAAGAAAAAACUGAAGCAGAAAUGGCUUGUCAGAAAACUAAUGCUGCCCUGCAAAGCAUGCUCAGGAAUUUUAAGGAUAUGGAGGUUGAGCACCAUGGCUGCAACAAGAUGCUGAGGCUCCAGGCCGACCGCCUGGAUUUCAAGGAUAAACAGCAGGAGAGGCUCAUCAAAGAACUGGAGGCAGCUACACUGAAAAUAAAGGAACUGGAGGGAAACACUGCAGCAGCAAGACUAGCACAUAUAGAAUGUAAAUACACUACAGAAACCAUGCAGUUGAGAAUUCAAGAACUUGAAGAUGCUUUGAAUGAAGAGCAGCGUGGCAGGAGAGAAGUUUUUUCAGGGGUAGCAAGGAAAGAUUUCAGAGAGUCAGAAAAUGCACAUGAGAGAGGAAAAAAAGUUUUACAAAGACACCAUUCGUCCUUAAAUGUGCAAUGGAGAGACGAGGCUGAGGAAAGGAAGGAAGCUGAAGAAUCCUCUGGGACAUUAGUGGAUGCUACAGCCAGCUUCACCCUGCAUGAAGGCUCAAUAAGGGAGCUGUCCAUCCUCUUAAACUUAUACCAGAGCAUGGCAAACGCCCAUGUGCUCGCCAAACAUUCAGACGUCGCCCUGGAAGAGUUACCUUGGACAGAGCUUUGUGCACUCUUGCAUGAGAAUGUUGAAGCCCUGAUCUUGAACUUCCACAAGGCUAACGAGAGGAUAUCCCACCUAGAAUAUAUUUGCAAGCACAAAACUGACACUAUGAACAACCUUCAGCAGAAGCAGGAGGAGGCUUUUGAGAAAAUGUCUGAACAGUUAAAAGCACAGGAACAUUGCAGGCAGAAAGAAGAGCAAUAUCUUGAAGAGCAGUACUCAAAUAUCCUUGCAGAAGUUCAUGCAAGAGCACAGGAAUGUGAAGAAACAGCGCAGAAAACCAGGCAAAAACUGUAUGGCCUUGAACAAAUCUGUGAGAAACUGGCCCACGAAAACAAUUCCAUGACAGAUACAUUAGCAAAUGCUCACAAGGCACGCUCAUCCCUACUGGCAGCCUGUGCACUGCUGUCAGGGGCCCUAUGUCCUCUCUAUGGCAGACUGUGCGCUGUGUCUUGCCAAAGAGACAUUCUUCAGGAGCAGGUGAACCACCACAAAUUAUUGAACCAGAGGAUCAUCAGCCUCCUUUAUGCUCUCCCUACUAAUGUGGAAAACAGCCAAGGCGAAGGCAGGCUGAGGCAGAGAAGAGCCAAGCACCUGGUUUAUGUCUUCCGAAGAGCUGUGAUUGCAGUUCUGGCCGCUAACAGGCUGAGGGCUCUGGCCCGAUAUUCUUGUACCUUUUUCGUGUGGACAGAUGGCUCCAGAGGAUGCACUGGAAUUCAAGUUUGUGUGGGAGAAUCCAGAGGCAGGCAUGUGUCAUGUUUUGAAGAGGAAGGAGUUGACUGUAUUGAAGCACUUGACUGGUUGACUAGCUCUAACCUCUACACUGCAAUAGUCAGUUCCAUCUCUGAACUGGAGGAUGUUCUCAGCAAACAAGAUGCACGCUCCUGGCUUUCUGGACACUCCCUUAUCAGUGCAGCCAGGAACUGCUUUGCAAAACUGAUGGACAACCUGAGCAUACUGAUGGAGACAGUUCAAGGGAAACCUUGUGGGUGCAGAGCUUUCCUGGAGAGGGACUCCCUGAUACAGAGGCUGGCUCGUGGGCUCCGCAGAGUAAAUGCCCAGGCCCUGGAAGCUGGAUUGUAUGACAGACUGCCCAGUACAAGAAACAUAGCAAUCUUGCAGCAAGAAAUAUUUGAAUUUUCACGAAGGCUUCAUGCAGCAGAGGUAGAGUCCCACUCACUGCACCUGCAGCUUGCAGAAUGCAAAUGGAGUUGCAAUGAGAUGCAAAAAGAUGCUGAAAAAGCCCACAGACUGCAAGAGCAAUUAAAUGAACUUCAGCAUAAAAUCAACCAAGACAAUAUGCAGGAGGAGUUAAAUAAUGCUUUGCAGCGUGAGCAGGAGGCAAGAUUGCUUUUACAAGAGCACCAGCGACGGCUUCAGGAGCUGAGUAAUAGACUGGAAUCGUGCCCACUUAUCGACACAGAUAGAAGCCAAGUCUCCAGUGUAUCUCUGAUGAGACUCUCUAAUGCAGUGGAGGAGCUGAGGAGCAGAGACCGAGAUCUGGAUCACCAGAAGAGACUCCUGAAAGACACGAAGCAGGACCAGCAGCGGCUGCGGGAGACUCUUGAGGAGGCAGAACCUGCCCUUGAACAGGGAGUAAAAGACAAAGAGUUGAUCAUUAAUCAUAUGAAAGCUGUGGAGGCCACCCUGAAUGAGGCCAGAGAGCAGGCCAUGGCAUCAGGUGCUGCAGCAGCCACGCCGCUCCCCAGCCUGCAGCUGGAGACCCUUUCAGAGGAAGCAGUGAAGGACAGGCCAGAGGCUAUGGCAUUCCAGGUUAGAGUCUAA